This is a messenger RNA of Oncorhynchus masou masou (cherry salmon), 2754 nucleotides long. RefSeq names its product GRB2-related adapter protein-like. NCBI's taxonomy places the organism in Eukaryota, Metazoa, Chordata, Actinopteri, Salmoniformes, Salmonidae. The transcript has 5 exons. Bases 333 to 977 code for a protein of 214 amino acids. Gene Ontology annotation, biological process: regulation of MAPK cascade; signal transduction. Gene Ontology annotation, molecular function: epidermal growth factor receptor binding; phosphotyrosine residue binding. Gene Ontology annotation, cellular component: plasma membrane; COP9 signalosome; cytoplasm. The record is from RefSeq and is a predicted model, not a curated record.
CUCUCUCUCAUUGUGGUGAGUAGCAGUAGCAGCAGCACUAGUUGUCUCAUGGAACUCAGUCAGGCAAAUGACCAUUCUCCUCUCUCCUCCUCUCUUCUCCUUCUCUCUACUCCUCUCUCCUCUUCUCUUCUCCUCCUCUCUCCUCUCUUCUUCUCCUGCUGUUUUCUCUCUGCUCAGAGGUAGUGGAAAAUAUAUUGCUCCUUUCUUCUCUUCUCCUCCUCUCUACUCGUCUCUCCUCCUCUCUUUUCCUCUCUCCUCUCGUCCCACCCUCUCACCCCUUGAGGUGGGGGUCAGCGGGGCUCUCUGUGUGUGAGGGAGGGGGGGGGUUCAGGAUGGAAGCGAUGGCUCUCUAUUCGUUCCGAGCCACGGAGGGUGAUGAGCUCAGUUUCAACAAGGGAAACAUACUUAAGGUCAUCAACAUGGAAGAUGAUCCUAACUGGUACACAGCGGAGCUCAACAACAAGAAAGGAUACGUACCUAAAAACUAUAUCAAUCUCAAACCACACGCGUGGUUCGCAGGCCGUAUAUCCAGGGGGGUUGCAGAGGGCAGAUUGAGGCAGAGAGACCGAGGAGCGUUCAUCGUGAGAGAGAGCGAGAGCGCUCCAGGAGAAUUCUCCAUGUCCGUCAGUUACGGGGACCAUGUGCAGCACUUCAAGGUGCUCCAGGACAGGUCAGGACAGUACUUUGUUUGGGAGGAGAUGUUCUUCUCUCUGAAUCAGAUGGUGGAGUUUUACCAUAGCAACAGCAUCGCCAAGGAGGGAACCGUCUUCCUACGAGACCCAGAACACCCUGCCAGGCACCCCCACCACGCCCAUGCUCUGUUUGACUUCACCCCCCACCACCCCUCCCAGCUACGCUUCCUCCGCGGUGAUUUCAUCGACCUGCUCGACUGUUCCGAUUCGCUGCGCUGGAGAGGCCGUUGUCAUGGACGCGUUGGAUUCUUCCCCCCGGAGUAUGUCCAGGCCGUCUACCAAUGACCCCGCCCCAUCUGCCCCGCCCCCAUCUACAACGGAACCCGCCCCAUCUACAACAGACCCCACCCCCAUCUGCCCCGCCCUCAUCUACAACGGACCCCACCCCCAUCCGCCCCACCCCGAUCUACAACGGAACCCGCCCCAUCUACAACGGACCCCACCCCUAUUUGCCCCGCCCCCAUCUACAACGGACCCCAACCCAUCUACAACGGACCCCAAUAACACAGCCCCAUCUACCAAUGACCCCGCCCCAUCUACAACGGACCCCACCCCCAUCUGCCCCCGCCAAUCUACCACUGCCCCGCUCCAUCUACCAAUGACCCCACCCCAUCUACAACGAACCCCCAGCCCCCAUCAACCACUGCCCCGCCCCAUCUACAACGAACCCCCAGCCCCCAUCAACCACUGCCCCGCCCCAUCUACCACUGGAGAGAGACAGCAACUGGAGAGAGACUGGAGAGAGACUGGAGAGAGACAGCAGCUGGAGAGAGACUGGCGAGAGACAGCAACUGGAGAGAGACUGGAGAGAGACAGGAGAGAGACUGGAGAGAGACAGCAGCUGGAGAGAGACUGGCGAGAGACAGCAACUGGAGAGAGACUGGAGAGAGACAGGAGAGAGACUGGAGAGAGACAGCAGCUGGAGAGAGAAUGGAGAGAGACAGCAACUGGAGAGAUACUGGAGAGGGACUGGAGAGAGACAGCAGCUGGAGAGAGACUGAAGAGAGAGAGCACUUGGAGAGAGACUGGAGAGAGACUGAGGAAAAAAUGUCAUCAGGGAGACAUGAGAGGACACAGAGACUGAGGAGCCUCCAGGAGACAGCCAUCUCACUGUGGAUAAGGACCAGAGACUGAGGAGCCUCCAGGAGACAGCCAUCUCACUGUGGAUAAGGACCAGAGACUGAGGAGCCUCCAGGAGACAGCCAUCUCACUGUGGAUAAGGACCAGAGCCUGAGGAGCCUCCAGGAGACAGCCAUCUCACUGUGGAUAAGGACCAGAGACUGAGGAGCCUCCAGGAGACAGCCAUCUCACUGUGGAUAAGGACCAGAGACUGAGGAGCCUCCAGGAGACAGCCAUCUCACUGUGGAUAAGGACCAAAGACUGAGGAGCCUCCAGGAGACAGCCAUCUCACUGUGGAUAAGGACCAGAGACUGAGGAGCCUCCAGGAGACAGCCAUCUCACUGUGGAUAAGGACCAGAGACCGAGGAGCCUCCAGGAGACAGCCAUCUCACUGUGGAUAAGGACCAGAGACUGAAACACAGACUCAGUGUGUGCAGUCUUUUCUCAUGCUCUGUCAGGACAACAACGUAACAGCAGUCUGUUCUCAUGCUCUGUCAGGACAACAACGUAACAGCAGUCUGUUCUCAUGCUCUGUCAGGACAACAACGUAACAGCAGUCUGCUCUCAUGCUCUGUCAGGACAACAGCGUAACAGCAGUCUGUUCUCAUGCUCUGUCAGGACAACACGUUAACAACGUAACAGCAGUCUGUUCUCAUGCUCUGUCAGGACAACAGCGUAACAGCAGUCUGCUCUCAUGCUCUGUCAGGACAACACGUUAACAACAUAACAGCAGUCUGUUCUCAUGCUCUGUCAGGACAACACGGGAACAACAGCAGUCUGUUCUCAUGCUCUGUCAGGACAACAGCGUAACAGCAGUCUGCUCUCAUGCUCUGUCAGGACAACAACGUAACAGCAGUCUGCUCUCAUGCUCUGUCAGGACAACAGCGUAACAGCAGUCUGUUCUCAUGCUCUGUCAGGACAACAGCGUAACAGCAGUCUGUUC